AUGUGGCAAGCGCAGUAUGCGCCCGCCGACCAGCAGAUCAAAAAGGGCGGCAAGACUGACCGCGUUGAGAACGCUAAUACCGCCCCACUCGGACAGCGUGGCGCAGGUGCUGUGGCAAGCGCCGGUGAGGCGUCAACUGCCCAAGGCGCAAGCGCUGCCGCCGACAGUAAGCUCACAGUUGUGCGCAAAGGCGGCGGCGAGGUAUGGGAGGACAAAUCGCUGCUGGAAUGGGAUCCCAAGCAGUUUCGCAUCAUGGUCGGCAAUCUGGCAGGUGAAGUGACGGACGAAUCCCUCGCGAAAGCCUUCGCGGCAUACGGCGUAGCAAAAGCGCGCGUGAUCCGUGACAAGCGUACGACAAAGUCCAAAGGCUACGGAUUUGUAUCAUUCUUAGAGGGCGAGACUGGCUUCAAAGCCGCGCGGGAGAUGGUCGGCAAAUAUAUCGGUAGCCAUCCGGUGACAAUCCAGCGCAGCAAAGCAAACGUAGCACCGGUCGUCAAGAAGGACCCUCGGCAGAACAAGGGAAGGAAUAAUAAGAACAACAACAAAAACAACAAGGAUAAGAACAAGGAAGGCAAGAAGGAGGAGGGACCACUGAGGGCGAACACAGGGGCAGGAAUUGAGAAGAAGCUGCCCGCAAAGACGGCAUCUGGUCUCAAGUUGCUUGGUUGA
This is a messenger RNA of Ramularia collo-cygni, 669 nucleotides long. RefSeq lists its product as uncharacterized. The transcript has a single exon. The coding region runs from base 1 to 669 and encodes 222 amino acids. The record is from RefSeq and is a predicted model, not a curated record. Gene Ontology annotation, molecular function: mRNA binding. Lineage: Eukaryota; Fungi; Ascomycota; Dothideomycetes; Mycosphaerellales; Mycosphaerellaceae.